AUGCCUUCACUCUUUUCCUCACCCGCCGUCAUCUUCUCUCUGGCCGCUCUCAUGCGAGUUGGCCUGCUCUUCUAUGGCCUCUACCAAGACAACCACUCAGCCAUGAAGUACACUGACAUCGACUACAUGGUCUUCACCGAUGCCUCCCACUUUAUGGCCGAGGGCCAAUCCCCAUAUCUGCGGGACACCUAUCGCUACACGCCCCUUUUAGCCUGGUUCCUGAUCCCGACAACAUGGGAACCGAAUUGGCUGUGGUUCUCUUUCGGAAAAGUGCUAUUCGCCAUUGCGGACCUGGUGACUGGCUGGCUUUUGUUACUUGUCCUUCGAACGGAGUUUCCUGGGAUGAGUGAAAAGGCGCGGUUGAGUACUCGCGGAAGCUCCGAGGGGUUGUUAGGUGUUAUGGUCAUCGCGCUUUUGUGGGCUGUGCUCAAUCGACACAUCGUCUUUGCGAGUGUCCUUUUGGGCUUGGGGGUGCAUUUCAAAAUCUAUCCAUUCAUUUAUGCACCGAGUAUUAUCUGGUUUCUUUCUGCUACGAAUACACCUUCAACAAGCCUGGUUAAGAGACUACUCAAUUUCAUCACUUUUGAACGUGUCAAAGUCACGGUCAUCUCGCUGCUCAUAUUCAUCGGGUUGAAUGUCUGGAUGUAUUCACUUUAUGGCCACUCAUUCCUUCAGCAUACAUACUUCCACCAUGUUACCAGAAUCGACCAUCGCCACAACUUCUCUCCUUACAACACCUUACUUUACCUCUCCGCCGCUACAGAUGAUAUCGACGCCGCAAGCCGAGGUAUCAAAUUCGAAUCCGUCGCAUUCCUGCCACAGCUUUUCCUCUCUGCGUUUGCGAUUCCAUUGGCUCUCGCGAAGAAGUCGUUACCUGGGGCUAUGCUAGCGCAAACAUUUGCGUUUGUUACUUUUAAUAAAGUUUGUACGAGUCAGUAUUUCCUGUGGUAUCUAGUCUUCCUACCGCUCUAUCUUCCCUCAUCGUCAUUUAUGAGUAACCCCAUCCUCGGCAUCGGGGCGUUGAUCAUGUGGAUACUAUCUCAGGCAUUCUGGCUCCAUCAAGGCUUCCAACUUGAGUUCAUGGGCCUCUCAACUUUCUUACCUGGACUAUGGCUCGCUAGCCUGGGAUUCUUCAUUGUGAACUGUUGGAUUUUGGGUAUCAUCGUCUCUGAUGUUGGAAAAUGGCCGGCGAAAGCGUUGCAGACGAAAAGAGAAGAUGCUCGGACUGUAACACAGAAGGACAAAUGA
This is a messenger RNA of Talaromyces amestolkiae, 1248 nucleotides long. RefSeq lists its product as uncharacterized. Bases 1 to 1248 code for a protein of 415 amino acids. Gene Ontology annotation, biological process: GPI anchor biosynthetic process. NCBI's taxonomy places the organism in Eukaryota, Fungi, Ascomycota, Eurotiomycetes, Eurotiales, Trichocomaceae. Gene Ontology annotation, molecular function: alpha-1,4-mannosyltransferase activity; GPI mannosyltransferase activity. Gene Ontology annotation, cellular component: glycosylphosphatidylinositol-mannosyltransferase I complex; membrane. The transcript is spliced from 4 exons. The record is from RefSeq and is a predicted model, not a curated record.